This is a messenger RNA of Aspergillus terreus NIH2624, 2496 nucleotides long. RefSeq lists its product as uncharacterized. The record is from RefSeq and is a predicted model, not a curated record. The coding region runs from base 1 to 2496 and encodes 831 amino acids. NCBI's taxonomy places the organism in Eukaryota, Fungi, Ascomycota, Eurotiomycetes, Eurotiales, Aspergillaceae. The transcript is spliced from 4 exons.
AUGCCUCCCAAAAAUGCCAAAACCGUUCCGGACUUCCUGGAGCUGACCAAAAAGUACGGGUUGAAGUUUGAGGGCCCAGCCCUUCCCAGCCAAUGGCCAAAACAACAUAAAGAUACUUUUGAGGUCGUCUGGAAUAUGAAAAACUUGAGGUUUGACGAGCUCAAGGAGUCUCUAUCCAAUUCUCCAGACAGCGACGAACAUCGACUGACACAACAACGUGUUGUGGAUGCCUUGACCUUGAGCAUGUCAGCAAACGAGUGUCGUGCGCUAUGGUCAAACGAGGAAACCUGGAAGGUCAAUUUGAUGUCCAAAAUCUUCAACACUUUCGAUAAAGACGCGCGCUUCUUACGCUGCGGUAACCGACGCUGGAUGUCGAGUUUCCAAGCGCUCCAUGCGGACCCGGUCCUUCGCGACCGACUCAAAAUCCGACAGGCGAAAAGAACGCCAUGUCUCUGUAGUGAGAAAGAACUGGCUAGCGCAUUCAUUCGCCUACACGAGGAAAACAACCAUCAUCCAGACAACGUAUUCCAAGUGGUCUAUGAUAUGCCAUUCACUUAUCACCCUUCUGAUGAUAUCGAAGUCAAGCAAUACUGUACACGAAAACCAGACGGUGUAUAUGGACUACGAAGAACGGGCGUGUUUGACUCGUUACUUGAACGGCACGGAGAUGGAUUGUGGACCAGUCCAUUCGGCAACGAGACAGUACUUUACCCUUUUCUUGUCGUCGAGUGGAAGUCAGAACAAGGAGGCCCAGGGUUCUCUUCCAUCGAGCGUCAAACUGCGUUUCCGAUUAGAACUAUGUUGAGACUGCAACAACAUCUAUUUACCGGAGCCGAUUCCAGAGCUGGAGUGAAUCCGCUGGUUUGGUUUAUGGGAAACCAGGGUGAAGAUUGGAGGGUCUAUGCAUGCGUGACCGACGGGCAACGAUUUCGGGUGUUCCACCUCUGGAAAGGAAUGGUCACCUUACCUGAGGAUGCUGCGCAACUUCUUUACAUCGUUGACUACAUCGCGGACUGGGCUCGCGAUGUGUAUAGAGCAAAUGUCCUUCAUUGCUUAUCCGAUGAGAGCCCAAUAUCCAGCCUCGGGGACUCAAUGGUGACUCAAAUCAGCCAUGUAACCCUUGCUGUGAGGAACAGAUCAAGCAUUGCAGUCUCAGACACCGGCGACGUGCGACACACAAGUCACCGGGAAAUAAACGCUCAGGAAAGAGUGCCACAGCCACCCCUGGAAGACAAUGUGGAGAUCAGAGCCAGUCCGACUCCCGGAAGUCUAUUCGGAAGUACGAACACCCAGCCUGGGAAUCUAUUCAGGGGGCGAACUAUGGAGGAUGACGAUGCGACAUCCGAUAGCUCAAGCACUUCGGUAGUCUCCGAAAGAUGGUCGCGAUCAGACCAGAACGAACGCUCAGGGGAGGAAAUAUUUUUGCGACGUCAGCGACGUGGCCCGCCUAUGUGGCUAGCUCUCAAUGAAAAGUGUAUGGUCAGCCACCUGAACCUCGAGCUGCGUCGAUUUCGACACGUUCGUAUACCUGAAGAUGAUUCCCACCUAAGAUUCUUCAUCGAGAAGUGUAUGGUUGGAAUAAUCUUGGAUAGUAGUGGAAAUAGCGCGGGAAUGGGACUGCGAGGACUAUUGACAUAUGCUAAAAUAUGGGACGUCAAAUCACUGAAUUCGCUUGAGCAACGAUGGACGAACACUGCUACAUUGAUCGAAUCAGAAAAGGACUCCAGAUUCGCUGCAUGCUUGCUCUACAACUGUCACCUGGACCGAUCCUCCGGCACAGUUGUUAGGGAAAUUGUCUGUCUGACCGCCUCAAAGCUCGUUUUCGAGAAGGCUGGACGGGAUCUCGGCUCAUACCCACUUGAAUCCGUCUGUCUGGUGCCCCAGGAUAUAGUGCGUCAUCUAUGGGCACCCGGAACCAGCCAUUUAGUCAGCCAGCUUCUUUAUCCUGAAGUAUACUACAUCGCCACCACCGUUGACCCGCUCUUUUCUUCAAAAUGGGGCCUGCACUUUUGGACCCAUAUGGCGUUUCCUGGUAAGAGAGACCAAGCUGAUUAUAGUCACCCUGCAAGCAGGGAAUCUGAGAAGCUUGUUGCGUACGACAUGCACCCCCGGACCUCAAGACAUUACUCGACAUUUCACUGGGCUUGGCCUGGGCGCAAAAUAUCAUCCGAUGAGAUGGCUCCAGGUGCCUUAUUCAUCAGGCUCUAUGGUCCAAAAUUUUGCAUUCUGGUGUUCGGCCCUGGUCCCAAUGGUCUCAGUGAUCAUAGAUUCCUUUCCAAGGUGCUUCAGCAGCUAAAAGCGAGCAAGAAUCUAUUUGCUGAGCGCCGCCCAACUUUGGCCUACCGGCGAUUAAAUAAGCGCCGGAUGAAUUCGGAUGAGAUCGAUCAACUUGACCAAGUAGCGGCUCUUAUUGAAGAAUUAGGCGCCACGACUCAGGUUUAUGAAGCACACAAAAGUACAUCGGUGGAGACACCUGCAGCACAGCCGGACGGCUGA